Molecule: messenger RNA, 861 nt
Organism: Rhodotorula toruloides NP11
Lineage: Eukaryota; Fungi; Basidiomycota; Microbotryomycetes; Sporidiobolales; Sporidiobolaceae
Product: inorganic pyrophosphatase
Exons: 8
Coding region: 1-861 (286 amino acids)
Biological process (GO): phosphate-containing compound metabolic process
Cellular component (GO): cytoplasm; nucleus
Molecular function (GO): inorganic diphosphate phosphatase activity; magnesium ion binding
Source: RefSeq, a predicted model, not a curated record
AUGUCUUAUUCCACUCGCCAGAUCGGCGCGCAGAACACUCUCGAGUUCCGCACCUUCCUCGAGAAGGACGGCAAGAUCGUCUCGCCCUUCCACGAUGUCCCCCUCUUCGCCAACGAGGACCGCACCGUCCUCAACAUGAUUGUCGAGAUCCCCCGCUGGUCGAACGCCAAGCUCGAGAUCUCCAAGGAGGAGAAGUUCAACCCCAUCCUCCAAGACACCAAGAAGGGCAAGCUCCGCUACAUCCGCAACUGCUUCCCCCACAAGGGCUACAUCUGGAACUACGGUGCCUUCCCCCAGACCUGGGAGGACCCCGCGGCCCAGCACCCCGAGACCAAGGCCAACGGCGACAACGACCCUCUCGACGUCUGCGAGAUAGGCGAGACCAUCGGCCACGUCGGCCAGGUCAAGCAGGUCAAGGUCCUCGGCAUCAUGGCCCUCCUUGACGAGGGCGAGACCGACUGGAAGGUCAUCGUCAUCGACGUCAACGACCCCCUCGCUGCCAAGCUCAACGACAUUGAGGACGUCGAGCGCCACAUGCCCGGCCUCAUCCGCGCCACCAACGAGUGGUUCAGGAUCUACAAAAUCCCCGACGGCAAGCCCGAGAACACCUUCGCCUUCUCUGGCGAGGCCAAGAACCGCAAGUACGCGACCGAGAUCGUCCACGAGUGCAACGAGGCGUGGAAGCGCCUCAUCGCCGGCCAGGCUGACAAGGGCAAGAUCGACAUCUCGAACACGACCAACCCGUCGUCGCCCGGCUACACCACCUCGACCGAGUCCGUCCCCGCCGACUCGCGCCAGCCCGCUGCGCCCAUCGACGCCAGCAUCGACAAGACCUUCUUCAUCUCGGGACACGCUGUUUAA